UCCACUAGAAGCUGCCUUUGGUGGGUCAAACCCAUUUUUGGAUUUAUGAUGCUUAGGGUUGGGGGGACAAUGAUCAAUGGCCCAGGAGUUUCUUGUUUCAAGAUUCAACAAUCUUUCAGGCUAAAAUCAAGUUCUGUGAAGAAAGGUAUGGGCUUAGAAGAAAUUUUCAAUUCCAAUAAUUCAUCACCAUGUGUUGCUCUGUUGAGGCAUUUACUAUGCACAGCACGGAUUCAAUUACUGCACAAUCCAGUAUCCUGUCUUUCCUCAAAGGAGUAGCAUUAAUUGUCACCCUUGAAAAUUUGACUAGUUACUUUCUAUUUUGAGUUGCUGGAUCCAAUUCCAAUCAUGUGAAAUACCCAAUCGGUGUCUGAAACCUGAACUUUUUUAACAGUAAGUUAGUUGGCAGCUGAAGAAAUUAUAGUCUGCUUUCUUUGUUGGGCACUGGGCACAGAAUGGAUUUUGUAUGCAUUUUCUUUGCCAUAAUUUGCAUUGGAACUGUGAAAUAUGAAAUAACUUUAUGGUUUUAUCUCACGGGGUUGGUGCUGAUUUUACAGGCUAUUUAUUGUUCACAGUUAAUCUGUAAAACUAUAAAAGGACUAUGUUUUUGCCCAUACCUUGCACACAUGAGGGUUUAUGUUCAUUUUCUGUAUUCUGUUUUGGAUGUAAAUGAAGAAGACUUUAUUAUGAGUGCUUUGUUUCGAUAUUUAUUGAGGUUGUAGGCCUAUAAACAUCUGAUGAGUUUGAAGCUGCUCAGUCUUCUGAUAUAAAUUCAUUAGCACACUAAUACAAAUUCUAUAAGCCAUACUCCCUGUGUUACAGUUAGAGAUUGACAGAUAUUGAACCGUACUCAGAUUUCUGUCGUUUAUUUUCCUUGCAAUGGGCACUCUAUUAAACAGAGAAAUCAUUCUUGGAGCUGUGUCUCUGACAUUGACAAUCUUGGUAUUGUUGGGGACUUGCGUUGCAUAUAAUACUCCUGCUAAUUUUGUUUUUGGUGAUUCCUUGGUUGAUGUGGGAAACAACAAUUACAUUAAAUCCCUCUCCAAGGCUGACUAUGUCCCAAAUGGGAUUGAUUUUGGAAGGCCGACUGGACGAUACACCAAUGGUAGAACCAUUGUGGACAUUCUAGGUCAAGAAUUGGGUAUAAAAGAUUUCACUCCUCCUUACUUGGCUCCAACAACAGUGGGAUCAGUGGUUCUGCAAGGUGUCAAUUAUGCUUCUGGUGGAGGUGGAAUACUUGACCACACUGGAAAGAUCUUUGGUGGUCGAAUCAACAUGGAUGCGCAGUUGGAUAAUUUUGCAAAUACUAGACAGGACAUAAUCAGUAGCAUUGGAGAUGUUGCAGCUCUUGAUCUGAUUCAUGCUUCUCUAUUCUCUGUCACAAUGGGUUCAAAUGAUUUCAUCAACAACUACUUAACACCAGUCAUCUCAAUUCCAGAGCAGAAGUUGGUGUCCCCGGAAGUGUUUGUGGGCACCAUGAUCUCAAGAUUCAGACUACAACUUACAAGACUUUACGAUAUGGGUGCUAGAAAGAUCGUUGUAGUAAAUGUAGGUCCUAUAGGGUGCAUACCAUACCAGAGAGAUACUAAUCCAGGUUCGGGAAACAGUUGUGUUAGCUUUCCGAAUCAGCUAGCCCAAUUAUUCAAUAUCAAGUUGAGAAGCCUAGCCGUGGAGCUUAGCGCAACUUUGGAUGGGUCAAGAUUUGUUUAUGCAGAUGUUUAUGGGAUUGUGGCUGAUAUCAUUCAAAACUAUGCAGCUUAUGGUUUUGAAAAUGCUGAUUCCUCGUGCUGCCAUCUUGCCGGUCGCUUUGGAGGUCUGAUUCCAUGUGGUCCUCCUUCAAAGGUUUGCCCAGACAGAUCAAAGUAUAUAUUUUGGGAUCCAUACCAUCCUUCUGAUGCUGCUAAUAACAUCAUAGCUAAGCGUGUUUUGGACGGAGACACUAAUGAUUUCUGGCCGAUGAACAUUCGUCAGCUCAUUAUGAGUUGAUCAGUUGAUCAAGUGCAGCGUUAGUUCAAUCCAGGGAUGUCUUUUAAUUUCUUCUACAGAUGCUUUUAUAGUGUAUUUUAACAGGAAAUAACUUAAGAUAUUCAAGUUUUGAGAUUAUUUCACUGCAAAACAGACUUGAAUUCUUGUUUGAUAUGAUUCAGUUUCUGAAUGAAAUCUUGAAAAAUAUG
Molecule: messenger RNA, 2171 nt
Organism: Tripterygium wilfordii
Lineage: Eukaryota; Viridiplantae; Streptophyta; Magnoliopsida; Celastrales; Celastraceae
Product: GDSL esterase/lipase At4g16230-like
Exons: 5
Coding region: 877-1983 (368 amino acids)
Molecular function (GO): hydrolase activity, acting on ester bonds
Source: RefSeq, a predicted model, not a curated record